CGUUCGCCCGCUCCGCCCUGAAAAAAAUCGUACGGCUACAAGGCGGAGCACCCUGGUGGGCGGGGCCGCGCACGCGCCGCACAGGAGUUCCAGAAGCGUAUCUGAGACAUGAGAUGGAGAAGUACGAGCGGAUUCGAGUGGUGGGAAGAGGUGCCUUCGGGAUUGUGCACCUGUGCCUCCGCAAGGCUGACCAGAAGCUGGUGAUCAUCAAGCAGAUCCCAGUGGAACAGAUGACCAAGGAAGAACGGCAGGCGGCACAGAACGAGUGCCAGGUGCUGAAGCUGCUCAACCACCCCAACGUCAUUGAGUACUACGAGAACUUCCUGGAGGACAAGGCCCUCAUGAUCGCCAUGGAGUAUGCACCAGGUGGCACCCUGGCUGAGUUCAUCCAGAAGCGCUGCAACUCCCUGCUCGAGGAGGAGACCAUCCUUCACUUCUUCGUGCAGAUCCUGCUCGCCCUGCACCACGUGCACACGCACCUCAUCCUGCAUCGGGACCUCAAGACCCAGAACAUCCUUCUCGACAAACACCGCAUGGUCGUCAAGAUCGGUGACUUUGGCAUCUCUAAGAUCCUCAGCAGCAAGAGCAAGGCCUACACGGUGGUGGGUACCCCAUGCUACAUCUCCCCCGAGCUGUGUGAGGGCAAGCCCUACAACCAGAAGAGUGACAUCUGGGCCCUGGGCUGUGUCUUGUAUGAGCUGGCGAGCCUUAAGAGAGCCUUCGAGGCUGCGAACCUGCCAGCCCUGGUGCUGAAGAUCAUGAGUGGCACCUUUGCGCCCAUCUCUGACCGGUACAGCCCUGAGCUGCGCCAGCUCGUCCUGAGUCUGCUCAGCCUGGAGCCUGCACAGCGGCCACCCCUCAGUCACAUCAUGGCGCAACCUCUCUGCAUCCGGGCCCUCCUCAACCUCCACACCGAUGUGGGCAGCGUCCGCAUGCGGAGGGCAGAGAAGUCCCUGACCCCAGGACCACCCAUGACCCCUGGCAGUACAGGGAGCAGGGCCACCAGUGCCCGAUGCAGGGGUGUUCCCCGGGGACUUAUGAGACCGGCCAUCCCACCGCCACUGUCUUCGGUGUAUGCGUGGGGUGGUGGCCUUAGCGUUCCCCUGAGGCUCCCGAUGCUCAACACUGAGGUGGUCCAGGUGUCCGCAGGACGCACGCAGAAGGCUGGUGUUACACGCUCUGGGCGCCUCAUCCUGUGGGAGGCCCCGCCCCUAGGCACUGGAGGAGGCAUGCUCCUCCCAGGGGCAGUGGAGCAGCCUCAACCCCAGUUCGUCUCGCGUUUUCUGGAGGGCCAGUCGGGUGUGACCAUCAAGCACGUGGCCUGCGGGGACCUGUUCACGGCUUGCCUGACUGACCGAGGCAUCAUCAUGACCUUUGGCAGCGGCAGCAAUGGAUGUUUAGGCCAUGGCAACCUCACUGACAUCAGCCAGCCCACCAUUGUGGAAGCCCUGCUGGGCUAUGAGAUGAUACAGGUGGCCUGUGGGGCCUCUCAUGUGCUGGCCCUGUCCACUGAUGGAGAACUAUUUGCCUGGGGCCGAGGAGAUGGUGGGAGGCUGGGACUAGGCACCAGGGAGUCCCAUAGCUGCCCCCAGCAGGUGCCUGUGCCCCUAGGACAGGAAGCUCAGAGAGUUGUUUGUGGUAUUGACUCUUCCAUGAUCCUCACCUUACCUGGCACGGUCUUGGCCUGUGGAAGUAACAGGUUCAACAAGCUAGGCUUGGACCACCUAUCCCUGGAGGAGGAGCCUCUUCCCCACCAGCAGGUGGAGGAGGCCCUGAGCUUCACACCCCUGGGCUCUGCACCUCUGGACCGGGAGCCCCUACUGUGCGUGGACCUGGGCACUGCUCAUUCGGCCGCGGUGACUGUCUCCGGUGACUGCUAUACUUUUGGCAGCAAUCAGCAUGGGCAAUUGGGCACCAGUUCUCGCCACAUCAGCAGGGCGCCCUGUAGGGUCCAAGGCCUAGAGGGCAUCAAGAUGGUGAUGGUGGCCUGUGGGGAUGCCUUCACUGUAGCCAUUGGGGCAGAGGGGGAAGUGUAUUCUUGGGGCAAAGGAGCCCGCGGUCGACUGGGAAGGAGGGAUGAGGAUGCUGGACUCCCUAAGCCAGUGCAGCUGGAUGAGACUCAUCCUUAUGUCGUGACUUCAGUGUCCUGCUGCCAUGGGAACACUCUCCUGGCUGUUAGAUCGGUCACGGAGGAGCCCGUUCCCCCCUGAGGCAACAGGAUUAUCGAGAGACCACCUCUUGAGUGUGUUCUGAAAAAUGCAGGUGUCUGAGGAGACUGUUUGCUGUGGCCUGGAUGGUAUCACCAGUGAGGUGGAAAGGCCACCGAAGGCCACCUUGCUGCGCCAAGCCUCUUCCCCCAAACUCCUUAUCUUUUAUGCAGUGUCUCCAGGCUGGCAGGAAUUAACAGCAGGACAGUCUUCAAAGACUUUGCUAAAAAAAUCUCUCUCUCUCUCUCUCUCUCUCUCUCUCUCUCUCUCUCUCUCUCUCUCACACACACACACACACACACACACACACACACACACACACAAGCCUGGUUAGGAAGAAGUUUCUGGCGGUGUCCUGAUGCCAUGCUUUGGACUAGGGCAAGCUAGGGCCUGUUUGGACUGGCCGUUAGGCUACCUAAUCUCUGCCUAGCUUGAGGUCGGAGGGGGUCCCCUUUUCUCUUUCCUGGGGCAAAGGUUUGCUCAAUUUCUGAGAGCCCCCCCCCCCCAGAAGGGAAUGCUGGAGCUGUUGAGUGGUUGCCAAGGGGAUCCUGCUGAAGGUUGUCCCUCACCCCAGGCCAUUUCCCAGACCUAGACUGGGGAAAAGGUAGCAGGGCCAGACCCGACCAGUUUCUUAAAGGUUUGAAAAUAGCGCCAAUAAAAAUAUCAAAUGCCUGCUUGGCAUAUGGUCUUUUCUGGGGUGGAGGUGGCCUCCAGACACCCCAAUACUGGGCUGGGCCCGACUGUGGUUGUAGGGCAGCGGCCAGGAGGAAUGUGGGCGCAGUCAGAGGCUGGAGGCGGGGGCCAAGGUUCCGCUGGCCUAGCGCCCAGCCCAGUUUCCUUGCUCCAGCCGGGUUUUCUCGGAUCCUGUUGCCAGGCUUCGCUGCCUAGCACCUGAAGCUAGAGCCACGGUCCCUGGGCUGUGCGUGGUGCAGGAGACCUUAAGGUGGCCUCUAGAGUCAAGUGCUAUGGUGCGACGCGACAGGCACCAUCACAGCGCAAGGGGCCUCCACUUCUGGAAGAAUCUCAGCCACGCUCUCAGUUCCAACGGGAAAGAGAAGCUCCAGCUUCCGGGGGUGGGCGAGGCUGAUUUAACUUUCGAAGCCUGGCAGAGUCCUGAGAGCGACCGCAUUCCGUGGGGUUGUGGAGUGGGCGGGGCGCGAGGGCGGGCUCUAGGACCGUGGGGACUCGGCUCCGCCCCCUCUUCCGGCGGGCGGGGUUGCGGACCCGGGCCGCUCGCGGCCGCCAG
Molecule: messenger RNA, 3453 nt
Organism: Microtus ochrogaster (prairie vole)
Lineage: Eukaryota; Metazoa; Chordata; Mammalia; Rodentia; Cricetidae
Gene: Nek8
Product: NIMA related kinase 8
Biological process (GO): protein phosphorylation; animal organ morphogenesis
Cellular component (GO): cilium
Molecular function (GO): ATP binding; protein kinase activity
Source: RefSeq, a predicted model, not a curated record